AUGACCAUCCCUCUCUCAACAAUCUCCACCUUCCGCACAACUUUCAACCCUUUCCUUCGCUCCGCCCGCCCCUGCAGACUCAUCCUCUCUCUCCUCCGCAAUCCCACGACCACGCCGGCCUCCAGCCCCGGCCACAUCGACAUCAAGGUCACUCAGCUGCCGCGGUCGUCGACGCAAGAGCCCGAGUUGACGAUAGGGUUCAAGAAUGGCAAGGAGUUGAAGAUUGAGGUUGGAAAGCGCCAGAUGAAGAUUGGGGAUGUGGUUGAGGAGAUUGCUCGUGUUGGGAGAGCUAUUGAGCGUGAGGAGGCGCUGAAGUCUUAG
Messenger RNA from Aspergillus tubingensis, 321 nucleotides. RefSeq names its product mitochondrial 54S ribosomal mL53 protein. Lineage: Eukaryota; Fungi; Ascomycota; Eurotiomycetes; Eurotiales; Aspergillaceae. The record is from RefSeq and is a predicted model, not a curated record. Bases 1 to 321 code for a protein of 106 amino acids. The transcript has a single exon.